Molecule: messenger RNA, 849 nt
Organism: Lactuca saligna
Lineage: Eukaryota; Viridiplantae; Streptophyta; Magnoliopsida; Asterales; Asteraceae
Source: the annotation of a GenBank genome assembly
CUCAGAUCGGAACGGAACUACAACUAACAGAUGGUUCCUAUAAAACCCGCCACAUUCCCCAUCAUCUCCCUGGUUUUCUCCGGUCAUCGUCCUCACGUCACUCAUUACACACAUAAAAACCAAAAGAACAUCUUAACCACCGCAAGUUACCGAUCAAUCAACCACCACAGUCAGGAACCGCCGCCGUUGAUCUCAUCUUCGUCGGCGCCUCAAUUGACAUCGUCAACAAGGGUGUUGAGAAGUAAGAGGAAGAUCAUGGAGAAUACGAUUGAUAACAGCUACAUUGUUGGCACUUUCUUCGUUUCCUUUUUAGGUUUUGUUGGUCUAUCGGUUCUAAGGCGCCGUAUCAGCUACUCAGUACCUUACUCUAAGAAGAAUGUUUCUGGUAAUAACAACAGUUUUAAGAAUCGGAGUGAUCUGACGCGUGGAGAGUUCCAUCACCGAUAUGGAUCUGCAGAUGCUGACGUCAUAAUCGUCGGAGCUGGUGUCGCCGGUGCCGCCCUUGCUCAUACCCUUGGCAAGGAAGGACGCAAAGUUGUAGUAAUUGAGAGAGAUUUAACAGAGCCAGACAGAAUCGUAGGUGAAUUGCUACAACCAGGGGGAUACCUUAAGCUAAUUGAACUAGGUCUCCAAGAUUGUGUGGAGGAAAUAGACGCUCAAAGAAUACAUGGAUAUGCACUUUUCAAAGAUGGAAAAAGCACCAAACUAUCUUACCCCCUUACAGAACUUUCAUUCAGACGUAUCUGGUCGAAGCUUUCACAAUGGACGCUUCAUACAAAAAAUGCGACACAAAGCUGCCACUCUCCCAAAUGUAAAACUGGAACAAGGCACAGUAACAUCUCUUCUUGA